UGGCUCAGCUUCUACUUCAGUGGUUUCGUGUUCUCAUGUCCUGUAUUUUAAAGGGCAUGCUGGAAUGGGAUGUAGGGUCCUGACCAGUCUCGUUGUUCCCUUCAAGAGUAGCAAUCUGAAAUUCAAUAGAAACCAGCCAACAAAAUGAACCAGAGGUUACGGAAUUAAAAAUGAGACUUUGUCGUUUAAGACUUGUAUUUUGCUGAAUUCAGAGAACAAAUAAUGUAAACUCAGUGAAAUGGUUAUGUGGUAAUUUGGAGAGGUCCACGUGAAGCAAAAUGUAGCAACAAGAUAACUUUUGAUAUCCUAUGGUGUUGAAAUGAACACGUAUAUAUGCAUGAACUGAUCAAUCCACGUUAUCCUGCACUUAAUCGGUCUGCUGCGUCCGAUUGCGGUUGGAUUCCGACGUGAAAUGUUUAACCCUUAAUUUGUAAGAAGCUUGGGUUGCAGAAUCUAACCAACUGCUGUCAGAAAAUCACAUUGACCAUCCCUCGUUCUUGUGGAGUGUUUUGUUCCUAACUUCUUGUACUUUCAUGUUUUGUAGCAGGCUAGCAGCAGCAGCAGAAGAAGAUAAGUACACUGAAUGAUUGAGAAUGGAAGCAGACUUUCUGUCUUCCAUGUUAAAUGCCUUUGGUCCACUUAUUCUUGCUGGCCACAUUAAUUGUCAGCAAUGCUUUGCUGCUUGCUAGUAUAAAUAAGUAUAUCUGUACUAGCCAAUGUUGUAUGUGGUGGGAGGAUAUUCAUAUAUUCUUAAUCUUAAUGGAUCCCAAUGCAUCAAGGUUUCUCUUCAAUCCCUCAACCCUGCAGUCAGUUUACUAUGAAGCCAAAGAGAAUGAUGGCAUAAUUGAUCUUGGUCUCAGCCUGAGAGCUCUGCAGCCUGAAACUUACCAUCCAUCUGAGCAGUUGGUAAGCUUGCAGGGAUAUGAUGAUUUGAUAGAUUGGCCACAGGCUAACCUGAAUUUGAAGAAUUCUAGCAUUAUACAUCCGAGAAACAACCCAGAAGAUUGUGAUGAAGUGGCAGAGGGAGUUCAAAGCAAGGAGAGGUGGGCUUAUGUGAAAGUGAACAUGGAUGGGAUUAUCAUUGGCAGAAAAGUUUGUAUACUUGAUCAUAGUGGUUACUCAAGUCUUGCAUUUCAACUAGAAGACAUGUUUGGUAGACAGUCCGUAUCCGGGUUAAGGUUAUUCCAGACUGGUUCCGAAUUUUCACUUUUCUACAAGGACAGAGAUGACAACUGGAGAACUGUUGGUGAUGUUCAAUGGAGGGAAUUUGUAGAAUGUGUGAAGCGGCUAAGGAUUGCAAGAAAGAACGAAGCUCUUCUUUCCCCUUCUUUGAAAUUUAACUAAUUUAUCCUUUCCCAUUUUGCAUUUUCAUUCAUACGUGUUUAGAGAGCAUCUCUGACUUGGAGGCAGUUUAACUUUGGAAACAGUUCAAUUACA
Molecule: messenger RNA, 1437 nt
Organism: Prunus dulcis (almond)
Lineage: Eukaryota; Viridiplantae; Streptophyta; Magnoliopsida; Rosales; Rosaceae
Product: auxin-responsive protein IAA32
Exons: 4
Coding region: 625-1344 (239 amino acids)
Biological process (GO): regulation of DNA-templated transcription
Cellular component (GO): nucleus
Molecular function (GO): protein binding
Source: RefSeq, a predicted model, not a curated record